This is a messenger RNA of Lepisosteus oculatus (spotted gar), 2434 nucleotides long. Its product is annotated as ankyrin repeat domain-containing protein 10-like. Gene Ontology annotation, cellular component: nucleus; cytoplasm. Lineage: Eukaryota; Metazoa; Chordata; Actinopteri; Semionotiformes; Lepisosteidae. The record is from RefSeq and is a predicted model, not a curated record. Gene Ontology annotation, biological process: intracellular signal transduction. Gene Ontology annotation, molecular function: protein binding.
UUCCAGGACCUUGGACAGAGCAAGAGAGGCUUCAGGAUACGACAACGGCGAUUUUAUCGACCUUUUAAUAAAUCUUAGUAAUCUCAAUUAUCACAAUUUGGGGUUUUUGUUGGUCAUGGUUAAAACCAACAGUAUUUCCGCUCGGUAGGCCACAGGCAACUACAUACGAUACGAUGCUUUAAAACAAAAGCAGCAGAAGCACAUGAUGUCCAAAUAAGUAGUGCACUGCCUCGAAUUCAGAUGGCCUCUGUUUCUUUAAUUUGUUAAUACUUCGUAAUACGGUUGCCAAAAAAAAGGAGUCUUGACAGAAAACGUAACUGCAACCCGUUUUCAGAACCAAAUGGUUAUAUUAUAAAUCAAAAUAAGUGAAUUUUGGAGGUGGAAGGAGAACAGUAUGUUGUUUUUGACACUGCUGACUAGCUGUUAAAAUAUUACAUAAUUUAGGUAUCAAUCGACACGUACUAAUGGAAAUAUAUGACAAACAGUUUGCUCUUGCAGGUAGAUGAUACUGAAGUGCAAGUUCCGUGCUAGGCGAACGCAAUGGGUUUCUACAUCAGUUCCUUAUCAAGAACGGACAUCCGGUGUGUAAAACCGCCGUCCACCACGCAGCAGGCCCGCCGCUACCAGACUGCGCCCAACUACAAUUACAAGUGGACAGACGUCCACUAUGAGGCCAGCCGUGGAAAUGUGGAAAAACUGCGUACUCUUCUUCUCACAUCAGGAAAAGAGCAGGUGGACCAGAAGGAUUACUAUGGGAAGACACCUCUGUAUUGGGCUGCAUACAAAGGGCAGAAGUCUUCCUUGAUGCUUCUGCUAAAACAUGGGGCGAACGUGAACAGUCAGUGCAAGCAUGGUAGUACCCCACUUCACGCUGCUGUAGGGUUGUUCCCAGAGUGUGCCCUGGUGCUGAUACAGCAUGGUGCAGACGUCGAUCUUCCAGAUAUCUGGGGCGUGACUCCUAUGUACCUGGCUGCCUGCAGCGGGCAGAUUGAAUGCAUCCAGCUACUCGUAAAAGCAGGGGCUAAAAUCACCUACAAGAACAAGAAAACAGGGGAGGCUCCUAAACAGCUGGCCUCCAAGAUGGCCCUGAUUUCCUGGAUCGAGAGCUUCCAGAAGGAGCCCCGCUCCCUGAAGCACAUUUGUCGCAAGGGGAUCCGAGAUGCUCUGGGCCCCAGCAGGAUCACAGCCCUCCACACCUUCGACAUCCCCUUAUGUCUCAAGGAGUACUUGAUGUUCAAGGAUCUGCAGCUUCAGGACUCCCCUCAAGCAGGGAUACCUAGAACACCAAAUGAAGGGUGUUAAUUGGAGAAGGGAUUCUUAGCGGACUGAACCUUUGAUAAAGACAGCAUCCACUCCUGCUGGAAAUAUGACCAGGAAACAAAACACAAGAGAGUGGCAGGUGUCUGUCAUGGAAGGAACACCAUAUUGAAAAUGCCUCACUUGUGGUCUUUUCAUUGCUAAGCUAUCCCCAUUUCCCAAUAAUGUUGAUCAUUUUUUACUCUGAUAGUGUCUCUGAUUUAUAUCAAGGUUUUCACUACGAAGUUUGCUUCGUCCACCACUGAACUGCAGUGCCAUGUGAGCACAACAACAGCAUUUUUACACCUAAUCCUUUUUACAGCUAAUCCAACAGGGGCCAACAAGAAUGUUAAGGUUAAGCUUAGCCAGUUAAAUUAGAUGGGUUAAUUCAGAUAGUAUAAAUGAAGAAAUUAUGAGUGUGUAUUUUAGCUUUGACCUUAGCAUUAGUGUUGUGUUCAAAUUUCUCUUCCAAAAAGCUAAAUGUUUACCUGAUUUUCCAUAGAUUCUUCCUGCCAACCAGGCACCGCCUGGAUUAAAUUCAGAGAUGCAACAAAAUCAGGCUUUAAUAAAGGAGCUAUAAAUGUGAAGAGACAUAUACUGUAUACGAGUAGUGCUGAUUUGAGCUAAACUGUGGCACCGAGUUCUCCGCCCUGUUUAUCAUGUGGUGUCAGUUAGAUGCUCGACAGACUGUUUACAAAACGAAUCAAACCAGCUCAUCGACCUGACUCUGAUGUGUAGUUGGUUUUCUCAGUAAGCUAGGAUAAAGUGUAUGUUGUAAGCAAACCUAUUGACAAUGUUAUGGAUGGGGAAAGUCUCAGUUAUCAUCAUCCAUCUAUACCAAACUAUUUGAGUAAUUAGAUGCUAAAUAUUUUUUGCUUGUUGUUUUCUUUUUAAUAAACAGCCAUUAACCCAAAGUAAAUGGUAGUCUUCAUCAUCUGUGGUUUAAAGAUGUAUGGUGUGUGGUAUGAGACUGAAAGUUAGAUAGACUUUUUAAUCUUCUCAAGUCCUGUGUGAACGUUAUCGAGUUAAGCAGAGUACUACCUUGCACUACUGUAUGUAACAUUUUGUAUUGAAGACCCAGUUACCAUAUUAAGUCACAGGAGCAGUCUUGCUGACCAUCUGAGGGAAGUUUCCAAAA